CUGGAAAUAGCCCGCUUCCUCAUUGUCAACAAGGGUUUAGUAAAGUCGCCUGGCAACAAAUGACGCGGAAGUUCGCCAACCAAACAAAAUAUUAUUUUGGUCCAAUUAAAUUCAGCCAAUAGGUUCGGUGCAUGGGAAUAAUUUGGGCGGGGCGAAGGUGGAAGCUGCCCUGUGCUCUGGUUUCGUAUUGUAUUUGUUAUUGGAGCUGUAGGGUUCGGGUAUGGGGUCCCGGGGGGUCCCACGGCUGUGGCUGCUGACAGUCUGUACUGCUCUGUAUAUCGCAGCUUCUCAUGGAGCGAAAGAUCAUGCUUUCACCAUCCUCCAUGAACAGAGCCGGAAAUGCCUCCAGUAUGACAAUAGUCGGAUCUCAACUGCCAACUGUUCAGAAGAAAAUGAGGCCCUGUUAUGGAAAUGGGUCUCCAGCCAUCGACUCUUCCACUUGCGUUCUCAGAUGUGCCUUGGGAUUAACCUUGCAAGUCCGCAGGAUCCUUUAAAAAUGGUUCCAUGCGACUCGAAGUUAAUGCUGUGGUGGAGAUGCCACGAUGGGUCUAUAUAUGGGGCGUCACAAUACAGACUGAGAGAAAAGGAUGGAGCUGUGACUGCAAGCUUCUCGUCCAAUGAUACGUGGAUACGGGAUAACACCCCUGAAAGCAUUUGUGACCUGCCAUACCACGUUAUAUAUACUAGUAAGGGCAAUUCCAAUGGUGUGGCCUGUGAGUUUCCCUUUUUAAGAAAUGGAACCUUUCACCAUGACUGUAUCAAGGAAGCGAAUGACACCCAGGAAUGGUGCGCCACCACCUCCAAUUAUGAUACAGAUGGAAAAUGGGGAUAUUGCUUAAAACCAGUAAAUGGAUGUGGGGAAAGCUGGACAGAGAAGCUUCAGAGCUGCUACCAGUUUAAUAUGGAAUCCAUCCUGACAUGGAAGGAAGCCUACAUUUCCUGCCAAAACCAAGGUGCUGAUUUGCUGAGCAUCUCAACCCCAGAAGAACUGCAGGUUAUAACUACAACGAACAACCUCCCUGACUUGGUGUGGAUUGGACUGAACCGUUUAGACACGGCUGGAGGCUGGCAGUGGUCUGACAAUACACCUCUGGCUUUCAUCACCUGGGAUAACGAUAUAACUGGAUUUUCUGGGCUUGAUGGACUGAGUUGCGGGGCACUCGAUGCAAACACUGGCAGCUGGCGAAAUUAUAACUGCGAAAGGACUUUCCCUUAUAUUUGUGAGAAGAAGAUUGGCACAAGGACUGAGGCUCUAGAUCCCUGGUUUUUCACUAAAACUGAAUGUGACUUAGACUGGAUCCCAUAUAAUGGAUUUUGCUAUACACUGCAGCCAGAACGUUUGUGGAGCAACGCUAGUGAGUCCUGCAAGCAGGAAGAGGCAGAACUCAUCAGCAUGCAUUCCUUGGCAGACAUAGAACUGGUGGUCACGUUAUUUCAGACUGAAAAUGACGACAUUUGGUCUGGGCUUAAAAAUGAUGAUACGCCAGCUUUAUUUAAAUGGUCUGAUGGGACAGAAACCAACUUUACCUACUGGGAUCGGAAUGAACCAAAUGUUAAAAUCAUAAAGGCUCCAAACUGUGUUUCCUUCUCAGGAAAGUCUGGUCGUUGGAAUGUCAGAUCCUGUAAUGAGAGUUUGAAGUAUAUAUGCAAGAAAAAAAGCACAAAUAAUAAUAUUACAAUGGUUGAUGUGGACUGCCCGCAGGAUCAGGGCUGGAGAAGACAUGGACAUUUCUGCUAUAGGGUCGAUGUGAAUGAGGUGCUGUUUGGAGCCAAAUGCAGUCUCACCGUGACAAACAAAUUUGAACAGGAAUUCCUGAACAGCCUUAUUCGGGAGCAAAGCAGGACUGAGGAGAAAUAUUUCUGGACCAGUCUAAGAGAUGUCAAUUAUACAGGAGAUUAUUGGUGGGAAACCACAAAGGGCCCCGAGGAUAUGACUUACGCAAACUGGAACACACACCAGCCAGCUUUCCCAGGUGGCUGUGUUGCCAUGGCAAGUGGACCAUCGCUUGGAAAAUGGGAGGUGAAGGACUGCGCUACUUUUAAAGCAAAAUCCAUCUGCAAGAAACAAAUUGGGGCAUCAGAACCAGAACCUGCUUUGCCAAAACCCGAAAAACAUUGCCCAGAUGGUUGGUACCCUACUGAACUUUACUGCUAUAAACUCUUUCACUAUGAGCGCCUUUUAAGGACAAGGACCUGGGAUGAGGCUGAAGGAUUCUGUGAGGAGCUCGGUGGGCACCUUGUGAGCUUCAUGCAUAAUGAAGAACAAAAAGAAUUAUACAUAUACUUAAAAUCAGUGAUCAGUAAUGUCCGAUGGUUAUGGUCUGGGCUGAAUAAAAGGAAUCCAGGCCUGCAUGGCACUUGGCAGUGGAGUGAUGAGCGCCCAGUCUCUUCUGUUUUUAUACCAUCCGAGUCGCAGGAAGAUGAUUACGACCUUCGGGACUGUGUUGCAUUUAGGUUUAACCAGUUGAAUCCUUUUCCACUGGAACACUGGGACGAGCCCUGGGGAAGGUUUUUGAGAGGGCCGUGGAGCCAUUGGCAUAUGCCUCAAGUGCAUAUUUCUUUCAAACCAUUUCAUUGCGAUGCCGCUCUUGAGUGGGUGUGCCAGAUUCCUAAAGAUGUUGUGUUCAAGAUGCCAGCAUGGUACCAACCAGACAAUAGCAGCGCUGCUAACGACUCUCUCAUUAUCGACGGGUAUGAGUUUUGGUUUGUCCAUGAUCAGCGACUCAGUUACAACGAAGCAGCUUUAUAUUGUGAGGCUAUGGAUAGUGACUUGGCUUCUGUUAAAUCACCGUCUGCCCUAAAGGCCAUCCAGAUCCAUCUAAGAAAUUCCAAGAAUCUUACACCUCUAACAAAAUGGUGGCUUAAAUCCAUUGAUUAUGGAGAUAAUUACCCGCCCCUUAGAUCCCAUUACUCUUGGAGACAUUUUAGCCACUGCGUGGACAUAUCUGGAUACUUUUGGUUCCCAGGCUAUGGCAAAGACAAUAACUGCAAUGAAAGGCAACCUUUUAUAUGUCAAAAGCAGAACUUGACCUUACUGGAGAAAGACUCCCAGAAAGUUGCUCAGUUUAAGGGUGAAUGCUCCAAAAAUUGGACAUCAUUUGGAAAUAAGUGUUAUCUGAUAUUGCCAAAGCCCAAAUAUGUGCCCUAUCAAAAGGCAAAGGAAGAGUGCAGUAGCUACGGAGGAGUGCUCCCAAUUAUCAGCAACCAACUGGAACAAGAUUACAUCACCACCUUGCUUCUGAAACUGCAGUCAAAAUUGUGGAUUGGAUUGUCUUCUGUAAAUCAAAGCAUCCCAACAUGGGUCAAUGGCCACAGCUAUGAGUAUGAAAACUUCCACCCCUUUCUAAAGGGAAAAAUGAGAAGCAACCCAGAAAAUGCAUUUACUGAAACUAAUAGGCACUGUUUCUUUAUUGAAAACAAUCCAAAAUCAGCGUUUUUUGGAACAUGGGAUAUAACUUCAUGCUCAGAUCAGCAGUAUGUGUCUUUUUGCCAGAAAGAUAAAGGGAUGAACGGAAACGGAACUCAAAGCGACUCGCCUGAGGAUUUAGAAUACAACGGUCACAAGUACAAGGUUAUACAUAGAAAUGUGACGUGGUACUUGGCCUUGUUAGAAUGCAACAACCACAGUAUGGAGCUGGCCAGUAUUACAGACCAGUAUCAGCUUGCCUAUCUCUCAGUUCAAGUCAGCUACAUGGAUCAUGCAAUGUGGAUUGGGCUGACUAGCAGCAAUGAUGGAGUCAACUAUCGAUGGCAAGAUGGACAGCAGGUAGUUCUCAGUAGAUGGUCCGAAGAUGAAGAAGAUGGGGAGCAAUGUGUAUAUAUUGACACCGAUGGUUUCUGGAAGACAGUGAGCUGUGACGCUGAGCUUCCAGGAGCAUUCUGUCACCAAGAGAAUCCCAAGAAGAAACCAUUGGAGAAUACACAGGCUUGUCCACACGAAAUUCGUGAUAAGCCAUGGAUUCCUUUCCGGAACAGUUGCUAUGCCUUUAUCUUAAAACAUGAUCGUUGGAACCAGAAUGAAGAUGAAGAUGAACAGUUUCAUUGCAGAAUGCUCAACCCAGAUUCUCAUCUUUUGAGCAUUAAAGAUGAGGAGGAAAACAAAUUUAUUCUGAAAGAGCUCAGACCAUACAGUGACUUGGUGCAGUGGGUGCAAUUGGGAAUGUAUUAUGAUGCAACAGAGAGAAAGUUCCGCUGGGAUGACAAGACCUUUGUGACGUAUUCAAACUGGAGGUGGGGAAGACCACAAGGUACCAAUUACAGCUUCUUGGCAGCCAUGAACUCUGAUGGCCUUUGGGAUAUGUUAAAGCCGGACAUAGGGGUUGACUUGUUCUUCUUCAAACACAAAACUGCCUUGGUCUGCAAGUUAGACAUGGACAGGCCUGACCACAACAGUUCUCAGGCUCCAGCCAUGACCUAUGACAACAUUCAGUACCAUAUUAUUGAGAAGAAAGUGAACUGGCAUGAAGCUAUUAAAGAAUGCAGAAAGGCGGGCAGCCAUCUGGCCAGUGUGCACAGUGAGGGCCAGGAGGAUGUCUUAAAAGAGAUCGUAGAGCAUGAUGGGUUUCCACUCUGGAUUGGAUUAUCAAGCCAGGAAGUAGAUCCUUCCCGCUAUGAGUGGUCCGAUGGUAAUAGUUAUGAUUAUUUUCCUGUCGGGUAUGAGCAACCAAAUACUAUCGGCAACUGCGUGUUCAUGGACACAAAGGGAUUCUGGAAUUCAAAAAACUGCAUGGAACCCUUAAAUGGUGCCAUCUGCUACAGUCCAAGUACAGUGGAAUCAAAGGCCAGUCAUGCUAUAUGUUCAGACACCCCCGGAGAAGGAAUGUGGGUGCGCGAGAAAUAUUUUUGCUAUGGAUUUGAUGAAGGCCUUUAUAAUUAUUCUUUAUUCACCAGUGACACAGCCAGCAGUAUCUGCCAUACAUUAGAUCCUACGUCUGAGGUCCUGUCCAUUACUGAUGUAGAAGAAAAUGAAUUUGUCAGCCAGUACCUAAAAUCCAAUGCCUUCAUCACCAAAAGAGUGUGGCUUGGCUUGGAUCCACAGUCCUCCAGUAAGGAGCCAAAAUGGUUGGAUGGCUCCUCUGUACAGUAUAAAAACUGGGGCCCAGAAGAUGACACCUCCACGAAUCACUGUGCCGUUUUCUACCCCGAAACUGGUUCGUGGAAAAGGGUGUCCUGCUCGUCCGGCCAUGCUAGAGUCGUCUGCAAAGCACCGCUCAAGUCUGGGAAAACUGGAAUUGCCAUUGGAUUUGCAGUGUUUAUUAUCACUAUCCUGCUCGUUGGCCUCGUGGUCUAUUUCUACCAAACCCGAAGACCCUACUUCUCCUCGGCAGUUCGUUACCAGCGCACAGAAGACGAAAUGGAGACCAUGGUUGUCAACUCGUGAUAAACGCUCCGGUACAAUGCACUGGCUUUAAUUUGCACAGGUUGUGUGUGUUUAACUGUAAUGUUUGUGUUCUGCCAAUUUCUGCUUUUAUUAUUUUAUUAAUAUUUUCACAUCUGUUGAAAUCUAUGAAAUAAUUUCCAUCAACAUCAGAAAGAGCAGAGACGAGAAUAUUUAAUUUGCGAAAGUGUAAUUUAAAGGAACAGUCCUGGGGUCCCAGGGGUGGGCAGUUGCAGGUGUUGCCGGACGUCAAUACCCACUGUUUUUAGAUAUCAUUGUUAUGGUGCCAGUUUGAGAAAACCUGGACCCCUGCAGACACCCAUCCCUGAGUUAGAUAUUAGGUGCUCUGCUAUAAAAGCAUAGGUUACAAAGUAAAGAGCCACAGGGAGGCCAUUUUUAUGUAUAUUGAUAGAACUGCAUAGACACUUACUGUGUUUCCAGCAAGCCGUGGGAAGCAGUUUUAUGUGCACUCCUCACUUCCUUGCCAUAACAUUGUGCUUAGCUGUAGUCAGGCACAGCAGAGCUUGUUAAGGGCAAGUUAAAUAUCUUCAUCCAGCCUGCUGAAAACAAACCUGGUGUUGGGUAUCUUCUUUUAUCUAGGCAUGAAGCCUUAGUUACUAUGUAUGUGAGUAUCUCUAUAUAGAAUAGAGGGAGAAUGAAGCAGAGUCACUAUUUUUUAGCAUUGCAAAGGGAUCCUUGAUUUACCCAAAAUGAGCUUCUUUAUUGUCUCUGGGAACAGCCAAGUUAUCCCAGUCGGCAAGCUGCGUUUAAAAUAGGCUCUGCCAAUACUGUGAUCUGGGAUCAAUUGUACCUUUCCCUGUACAGGUAUAAGAUCUGUUAUUUGGAAUGCUUGCCUCAUAAGGUUUCCUGAUAAUGUUGUCUUUGUAUAAUGUGAAGCACCAAUCUACCCCAAGUCUACUCAAAUAAUUUAAACUAGAUAAUAGAUCUCAUACAUAUAAGUGGAUGCCUGCUAAAAAAACAAUAUGCUGCCCUCAUUGGGAGCUCCCUCCAUGGGGGGGGGGGGGCUUUAUGCUUACCGCAAGCAUUUUUGUGUCCCCCAACCAGAAUAAUUUUCCUAUCAUAAGUGCCCUUUAAUUGCACGUAUUUUCCUAAUUGAAGAAAUAGCUGGUACAUUAUGGUGUAAUGUGAUUGGUUGCUUUCAAAUGCUCCCUGCUGAUUGGUUUCUAUGGGUUACAAAUGUUAUGUCAUUUUGUACAGUACUUUUAUUUUUAAAAGGAGGGUUGUUUAAUGUGUUAUUGUUCAGUUUUGUGUAUGAAUGUAUUUAUGUUCUCUAACUGUAAAUUGUACAAAGCUUGAUCAACUCAUAGAGGCUCAUUUACGAAGAAGCUGCUGCCACUGGGUCACUUUAUGGUUGGCUAUAAUAUGAUAUAAUGCAUGUGGGUCGCUGGCAGUUCUGCCCUUAGGUGCAACAUAUAGCUUCUACAUUUACGACUUAGUGAGAGGCUGUAAUAUGUACCUGUCCCUGCCUUGGAGCAGUAUAGACCCCUGUGGCCCUGCAUUGGAUAGGGUGGCUUCUUUACUUGCAGGUGCUUUUAUCCACCCAAAACCCAUAUGAUUACUAAAAUACUGCAGGGAGAUAAUAAUCCAGCCCUGGCAAUUCCGUGUUGCCAUUGGAUAAUAUUUGAUAAUAUCAAAAUGAGGCGUAAGGUCUAGGUAUGAAGUAUUCCCUCCCCUAUAGAUUAGUUGAGAUCCCUGCACUCGCCUUGUGCAAACCCCUAACCCACAGUGCUUUGCAGCACAUCCAGCAGGAGUCUGAGGAAGACAAAUAUGGCAGGGAAAGGGCCAAAAACGUAUUCACUUUCUAAAGCACAGCAGCCCUUGAGUCCCAGGGUUUUAUAUCAAUAUAAAAUAUAUUUUAUGACCAAGUAAAACCUGAGCUAGAAGUUACAGAAUCAAGAAAUAUUGCCUGUGAAAUUGUUUUUGGCAGAUCCGAGAGGGCAUUUCCCUGGGGCCCCCCACACCCCAAGAGGCCUUUGAUCAGAACAUCCCCUCGGUACAUGUACAAGGCCGGGGUUACUGGCAAUACAAUAAAUGUAUUAACCCUAUUUGUCCUGCCUCCAAGCGCCGACCAAUUCGUGCCUUCUGUGUUACUCAUCUCCCCAACCACCCAGCAACUUUGUGGCCUGUUUUCCUGACAAAUGGACUUUGUAGAGACAGAUGUUUUCAGUUAUAUGUCGUGACAAAUACUGAUUAAAGGGGAACUCCACCCAAACUUAAGCUUCUUAAAAAGUAAACAUAAUUUCAAGCAACUUUGCAAUAUACAUUGAUUAAAAAAA
Messenger RNA from Xenopus tropicalis (tropical clawed frog), 7674 nucleotides. The record is from RefSeq and is a predicted model, not a curated record. Lineage: Eukaryota; Metazoa; Chordata; Amphibia; Anura; Pipidae.